Caretta caretta (loggerhead turtle) is the source of this 2007-nucleotide messenger RNA. It is a transcript of the gene MPPE1, whose product is annotated as metallophosphoesterase 1. The record is from RefSeq and is a predicted model, not a curated record. Gene Ontology annotation, cellular component: endoplasmic reticulum-Golgi intermediate compartment. NCBI's taxonomy places the organism in Eukaryota, Metazoa, Chordata, Testudines, Cheloniidae. Gene Ontology annotation, biological process: GPI anchor biosynthetic process; endoplasmic reticulum to Golgi vesicle-mediated transport. Gene Ontology annotation, molecular function: phosphoric diester hydrolase activity.
GGAAUAAGAGAUGUCAUGCCGCCUUCCUGGCUGUUAGUGCCAAUGGUGCUCGGCUGGUCUCGCGAUGCCCUUUCAGUAGAAGCAAACCGCAACCCAGAAGUGUGUGCGCGGAUGAGACACCUGCGGCGGCGCUCAAAUCUCCAGCACAGCCCCUAGACUCGCAACAGCCAGGAGCAGAAACGCUGGCUCACGUGCAGAGAGGAUCCCCCACCCGUCUUUUGGGGGUAUUGUUUUCUGCCAUUGCUGGUGUCCUUUAAAUGGCAGUUUUCCACCGUGAAGGGAAUUUUCGUGCACCUCGCUUUUGGGUGUAUUUUCCUGGAUUAUCGUUUGACGGAGGACUCGGCUCUUUCAUCCCCUCCUCCCCCUUUGUAGCUCUUUGCGUGCAGAUGCACUAGAGAAAGUUGAUGUGUAAAAAUCUCUUAAUGAAGAGAGGCUCCCGGAGAGCGGUUGAACAAUGGUUAUGAAACUAGGUUUUAUUUGCCCUUUUUCUGGUAAGCAUGGCGUGGAUUUGUGAAUGCGAAGGGUCUUGAGGUUUUUUUGCCUUCCAUCUUCUACGUGCCUUAGUGCAACUCGAGUAAUUUACGAACAUUUUCUAUUAAAUUAUAUAAUACUUUGGCAGCCCUUUGAUAGUUUGUGGUUCCUCUGUAACAAUCGGUACAGUAGGAAGUAAAGCUGAAACUCUGGUAUUAGAGGGAUUCUGUACUGAUGUGGAGACCAUAUGAACCUCUGAUUGGACCCCACCAUUUUCUGUUGUACGAAGGAGGGUGCUUUGACCCCGGAGAAUAACUUCUAUAGGCUGACAUGGCAACGAUGAGAUCCAACUUGGGCAUUAUGAAGAUUCUUCACUUGAAGAAGAGAGGCUGUUUUCUGCUGAAGCUUUUGUGUCUGGUUGCCUUGGUGUUAAUCUUUUGUGAAUUCUUAAUUUAUUAUGUGGUGAUAUUUCAGUGUCAUUGGCCAGAAGUUAAAAUAGAAGCUCACAGGAGCAGCAAACAGUCUUCGGCUUCUGUCUUGAAGGCCAUGUUUUUAUCUGAUACCCACCUGCUUGGCGAAAUCAAAGGGCAUUGGCUAGACAAAUUAAGAAGGGAAUGGCAAAUGGAGAGAGCCUUCCAAACUGCCUUGUCAUUACUGGUGCCAGAUAUUGUUUUCAUACUAGGAGACGUCUUUGAUGAAGGAAAGUGGAGCUUCUCCCAGGCCUGGGCAGAUGAUGUCAGGCGGUUUCAGAAAAUGUUCCGGCAUCCAGUUUGCACUGAGCUAAUGGUUGUUGUUGGCAACCAUGACAUUGGUUUUCACUAUGAAAUGACCGCUUACAAGUUAAAACGGUUUGCAAAAGUUUUCAACUUCACCUCCGGAAAGCUAAUAACCCGGAAAGGGGUAAAUUUUGUCAUGGUGAACAGUGUUGCCCUGGAAGGUGAUGGGUGCACUAUCUGCAGCAGAGCAGAAGCAAAGCUCAUGAAGCUUUCUCAUAAACUGAAUUGCUCUCAACAGCAGGAAGAGAAUCAUUCCAAGAAAAGAUGCAGUGAUGUGGAACAGCUUCCAGCUUCAGAACCAAUCCUUUUACAGCAUUACCCUCUUUACAGAAGAAAUGACGCUGAAUGUGCUGGGGAAGAUUCUGCUCUUCCAGAGGAAAAGAACAUCCCAUUUAAAGAAAAGUAUGAUGUACUUUCUAGAGAGGCUUCACAAAAGCUGUUAUGGUGGUUUCAUCCCCGUUUGAUUCUGAGUGGCCAUACCCACAGUGCAUGUGAAGUGUUGCAUAAUGGGAAGAUUCCAGAAAUCAGUGUCCCAUCGUUUAGUUGGAGGAACAGAAACAACCCUAGUUUCAUCAUGGGCAGCAUAACACCAACCAACUUCUCCCUCUACAAGUGUUUCCUUCCACUUGAGAGCAGAGUGGUUACUAUAUACUGUAUAGCAGGGGCUCUACUGGGGGUACUGAUACUAGCUCAUCUUCAACUUCUCAAUCCACCUUUUUAUUUUGCUCAGCACUUAAUCAGGAAGCAUAAAGCAGUAUGA